This is a messenger RNA of Saccostrea echinata, 1535 nucleotides long. RefSeq lists its product as uncharacterized. Gene Ontology annotation, cellular component: nucleus. Gene Ontology annotation, molecular function: cyclin-dependent protein serine/threonine kinase inhibitor activity. Bases 63 to 518 code for a protein of 151 amino acids. Gene Ontology annotation, biological process: regulation of cell cycle. The transcript has 3 exons. NCBI's taxonomy places the organism in Eukaryota, Metazoa, Mollusca, Bivalvia, Ostreida, Ostreidae. The record is from RefSeq and is a predicted model, not a curated record.
CGUGUUCUGACUUGCUAUUACUCUAGUGUUAUUAUUCGGAUCGAGAGCACGUUAGUUUCAGUAUGCUAGACGGAGCUAGUGGUACAGUGAAAACAGUAAAUAUGGUCGAAAUAAAACCUAAACCGAAGUGUUGCCGGAAUUUAUUUGGUUCUCCGAGUGUAAUGGAGAGGGAAUACAUGACCAAAAUUUAUAAAGAAUGUUUAAAUGAGGACUUAAAAGUAGCAAAAGAAAAGUACGAUUUUGACAUUUGUAAGGACACUCCACUAUCAGAUAGGUGGGAACUUACAACUACGGCCCCUGAAUUUUACACAAGGAUAUACACAUCAAAACAGGAGCGACUUCAUCCACUGAAGAGGAAAAUGGAAUUGGAAAAUGAUACAGAGAAAAGUGAAACGGAAUCAACGUGCAAUAACACACCCCCUGUUCUGAAACAGACAAAGAUGCCAAAUUUUAUGAAAAAGAGAAAGAGGGCCGAUCUAUCCCCAUCAGCGACAGUGACCAAACAACUGCGGCUGUAGCCCCUUAAUGUAAAGGGCUUCUAAAUGAUUAUAGUGCUAGAAACAGGGAUCUACAAUGGAGGGCCCGAUCUUCAAAAUAAAGCAGUGAGCAUUCCAUGCAGGACUAUUUUGCCAAAGAGCGCCCUAUUCUUGCCAAAAUUCCCGAGACCUACGCUAAUUACAGUUUAUUUGGACUUAAUGUGUAUGGGAUGAAAAAAGAAAUCCUGCAAAGCUUUCUUGCAGUUACCAUUGUGAGCCCUGUUUCCUUUUCGAUAUUAAAAGCGAAACAUGCCCCUUUUGCACAAUUUGUGACUUCGCCUGUGUAAAUGUGUACACGGCUUCAUAUUGAGGACUUGUGGACAGUGCAAGGGCAGACUUUAUAUAUAAAUGUGCAAUUGACAACCGGACAAUGACAGUGUCAUUGCUAGCAGUAUGAUCUCAUCAAUUAUUUAUAUAAUUUUUUAUUAUUUGUCAAUUCUUAUAAAGAAAACAAAUCCCUAUUUGUAAUUGUGCUAUUUAUUUGUAAAAAGAUAAUUAACAGAACUACAUCUUUGAGAGAAAAAAAAGUUUCACGAAAAAGUGGAACAUAUCUUCAUAGAUAUAUAUUAUUUAUAAAUAUAUAUUCAGAUAUUUUAAUACAGAACAUUUGACACGUUUCUGCCAUAUUUAUUAUUGUUUUGUGGUAUGAAAUACCAGAGGAUGGAAAAUAUUGAAAGAGAAAAAAAAAUGAAAAGACUGAAAGAAAAAAAAAGUUUCUCUCAACCUUAGACUUUCUGUACAUCGCACAAAUUUGUCAAGAAAAUCCAUAAAGAAAAAAUGAUCUCAAAUUUCUCUUGUUUUUGAUAACUCUUUUUACGACUUAACAUCCAAAGUGUUCAUUUUUGUGUAUGUGUGAAGAUAUUUGGUGUUCGCUGUUUGAAUGUUAUGUAGUAAACGUUUGUAUGCUUUCAUCAUAUUUGGUGUUCCUCAAAACAAAAGUCAGAAAAGUUGUUGAGAAACUUAUUGUUGUAAAAAAUAAAAGAUAUAAAGAACAUAAAA